This is a messenger RNA of Ostrea edulis (European flat oyster), 711 nucleotides long. RefSeq lists its product as uncharacterized. Gene Ontology annotation, biological process: DNA integration. Lineage: Eukaryota; Metazoa; Mollusca; Bivalvia; Ostreida; Ostreidae. Gene Ontology annotation, molecular function: nucleic acid binding. The record is from RefSeq and is a predicted model, not a curated record. The transcript has a single exon. The coding region runs from base 1 to 711 and encodes 236 amino acids.
AUGAACAAAACAACAGCAUCCAAGAUUAUAGAAGUUCUUAGGACAAUAUUUGCUCGAAACGGUUUACCUGAGCAUCUGAUAAGUGAUAAUGGUCCACAGUUCGUUGCUGAUGAGUUCCGACACUUUAUGAAAAGCAACGGUAUUCGACACACGACCUCCGCACCAUACCAUCCAAAGACUAACGGUUUGGCUGAAAGGUUCGUGCAAACCUUCAAGAAUGCCAUGAAAGCAUCAAAAGGAGAUGACGGAUCAUUACAAAAGAAACUAUGUAAUUUCUUAAUUGCAUACCGAAAUGCUCCUCAACAGGCAACAGGUGAAACUCCUGCCAGACUAUUCGUUGGAAAACAUCUGACAACCAAAAUUGACAUAUUGCGACCAAAUGUGACAAAGACCGUAGUCAAGAGUCAGGACAGGAUGCGUGAAAAAAUUUCUUCACCUCCGAGGCAAUGCAGUGUUGGAGAUUCAGUACUAGUCAGAGAUUACAGAGGUGAUCAGAAGUGGACCAGAGGAGUCGUAAGUGAGCAGACAGGACCUGUAUCAUACAAAGUGGAAGUGGCACCUGGAAGUGAAUGGAGGAGACAUACUGAUCAAAUCAUAAAAUCAGCAGCUAAUUCAAAUGACACACCAGUACAGCAGUCUGAUGUAGAAACUCAUUUGGACGUGCCAGAAUCGAUAGCGGACGAGAGCUUGUACAGUACUCAGCCUCCGUAG